This is a messenger RNA of Bipolaris maydis ATCC 48331, 1645 nucleotides long. RefSeq lists its product as uncharacterized. Gene Ontology annotation, cellular component: cytoplasmic stress granule. The record is from RefSeq and is a predicted model, not a curated record. Gene Ontology annotation, biological process: mRNA splicing, via spliceosome. Lineage: Eukaryota; Fungi; Ascomycota; Dothideomycetes; Pleosporales; Pleosporaceae. Gene Ontology annotation, molecular function: mRNA binding.
GACUCUUGCACUGACGCUUCUCUGCCUCUGGCUGCGAGCCUCAGUCCUUCUUCUCCUAUGCUCCAUGGCCACCGUAACCAUCGGCAGACCCUAUUUCGACGCCCUCCUGCGCAGGGCCGAAUUACAUGCUCCCACUCAGCAUGUCAAGUAUGGCACUGAGCUCUACAGCAAUGUCACCAUCAGCAAGGCUGAGCACGACUACAUGGUUCAAGCACUACGAGAGUACCAUCUUCUCAAAAGCGCUCUAUUCCGUGGGGGCCUAACGGUCGAGACGCUGGACACCCUUCUCCAAGAUGAGGGCACUGCCACAAACGAAGAGCCAUCGGGAUACGACUACGAGUCAGAAACUACGCCCGUCCGAGCCAGAAGCAGAGCAUUCGCAAGCACAGAACACGACCAAUAUGCUUUCAGUCAAGACGUACACUCGGCAGCAUCUCCUCAUCAACGCCUUCGUGCUUCUGGAGAGCCUGGGACUUUCGCCCAUGGUCCAGAGAGCCAGCUAGAUGACGAUGAAGACGACCAGACACAGUCCCCGAGUCAGCUUAUUCCACUUCAUGCCCAGCGGACCGUACUAAUCACGAACCUACCGGAACGCACUAGCCACAAAGACUUGGCAAGCAUCGUACGAGGUGGAAGGCUCCUAGACAUAUUCCUCCGGAACGAUCGAUCAGCCACCAUCUCCUUUGUUGAAGGUGCAAGCGAAUUCCUCGCAUACGCCAAGCGUAACGAUAUAUACUUGCACACAAAAAGGCUCGAGUUCCGCUGGAACGAUAGACAAUUUCACGUGCCCUCACACGUAUCUACCAAGAUUGCCAAUGGAGCAACCCGGAACCUUGUGGUACGAAAUAUUGCCGGAAAAAUCACGGCAGAUCAGAUCAGGGAUCAUCUAGAUCAUAUCCACAACCUAGUUGUGGUCCACAUCUACUUUAAGAACGGAGAUGCACACAUAUCCACCAAUUCCAUCCACAACGCCCUCUUCGCCAGGACCUGCAUGAUGUCGCGCACUGCAUACAAAGGCGCACGCAUUGAAUACUACCCGGACGAAUGCGCUCAACCGCUGCCCCAACCUACAAAAGCCUAUGCUCAACCUCAACGCACUCACGUGAAAACUGCACCUCUGGUCAACCAAUAUGCUCUUCUGGACAUCGGUUCAGAUGAUGAGUCUGAGUCUGAUGAAGACUCAUAUGGUAUCCACGGCGUGCAGGUUGGUGGUUGUCGUUUGCCCAAUGGUGUAGCAGUAUAGGCCACUUGACAAGUAGCUGCUCACCCGUUCCGGCUCAGUGCAGCUGGAAACUACAGUGGCCUUAGUGCGCACGGGUGCCCUAGAAGCAAGUCAAGCGGAACUAGUCCUCUAUAUGGUCUCUCAACCUUGAAGAGGCUGGUGUCAAAUUUCGACUACUUUGAGCAUUUCCCAAAGAGAAUUAGAGUCGCAUAAGAUACGGCGGUUACUACAAAUUUUGCAGUACUAGGUGGGUUUAGUAAGCAGAGUGGUUGUGUGCGUAUCGCUGGGUCAAUCAGGCGUGGUAAUUUACAUCCCUACUCGAAGCGGUGGUUUGGUUCCUGUUUUUUUCUGUAUUGAUACCCUUGAACUUCUGUACCUCUGUCGGCGAGACUAUGCUCUUAAUAAUGGAUUGCGAAAGACCUU